Molecule: messenger RNA, 1972 nt
Organism: Schistosoma intercalatum
Lineage: Eukaryota; Metazoa; Platyhelminthes; Trematoda; Strigeidida; Schistosomatidae
Source: the annotation of a GenBank genome assembly
UGAAUGUUCUGCAAGCGGUGGUUUGAAGUGUUGAUGGAAAAUUUUCCACUUCUUAUUCAGAUAGGAACGAAACAGUAGUAUGUGUCUAGUAUUUGUUUAUUCACAUUAAUUCGAUGGAUCUGGUCGUCAAUGUUUAUUUGGCUUAUUUGAAGUUAUAUGAAGAAGAAUGGAGUGUGGUGCUUGCAUGAAUGUUACAGCCCAGCAGUUUCUACAGAAUUUGGAGGCCGAAAAGUUGGAAACUGUUGUGUUUGAUGACGUUCUCGUAUGUUAUUCAAAUAAUAACAAAGGUGUAGGGUCAUAUGAGUGUCGAGUUACGAAUAAGGAUCUAGAUAUGAAAAGGCUUCUUGUGAAAACGUCAAUUAGAACCAUGCUAGGGGAAAUACAUAGCACUACGACACUUGAAGCACAUAUAACUUCCUCUCUUGAGACAAUUUCCCAAACAAAAUUAGAAACCAUUGUGACGAACGGAAGUGUUGUGGAAAGAAAGUCUACCAUCGAACUUGUUGAGAAUGUGUAUGAAAUCGGUUGUACUGAAUCAGUGAAUGGAGAAAUUAAGUUUUCAACAAAGAAAAAAUUAGCCCAAUCUAAUGUAUUAGGGUUAAUUGCCGAGGGUUCAGAUUUGAUUUUUCAGCGAAUUUUGGUUAAAUCUGCUUUUUCUGUUCCUUUCGAGGUUAUUGGUUUAGAUACAGAUUAUAAUCUAGCCACGGUGUCCUAUAUUAAUCUUGGAGAAAGAAACGUAUUCGUCGGAAAUAGUGAAAUAUCAGUGAGAGGAAUCCAGAGGACUGUGCAUUCUCAAAAAGCCCUCCCGUCAUCCUGGCAAACUUACUUUAUGCAGGACGGCCAUAUGAUACUAAGAAUACAAGUUGGCUCUCCGAUCACCAUAAAGGCGAACGCCAUACCUGAAUUGUUCAAAAAAGAAACAUAUUUGCCUAAACCAGUCGUCACAAAGGUCUCCUUAAAUUGGGAAGAUGAUCUGGAACUUUAUUCGCGUUUUUUAGACCGAAAGUUUGUAGUUAGAAGUACUUUCUCAUUAUAAGUAUGCUCCAAAGAUGCACAUUCGAAUUAAAUGAAAUCAAAUUUACAGCGGAAAGUUUGAAAAUUGGUAAACCAAGCUAAUCGAGAGGAAAUAAGAUUCAAUAAGUUUUUGUCAAGACUAAAGUAAGUGGAGUCAGCUUGAAAUCAAUAUCCAGUUGUUGGGAAACAAAUUUCUAAAUGCAUGAAAUAUAGUUUUUGAUUAAUUCUAAAACAAAAGGACAAUAACGUUUAGUAGUGUUUUGCGGGUAAAUAAGUCUCUCAUAUAUUAUAAAGAUAACGACAUUCGAGUUAAUUGAGCACGACAUAAGGAUUUCUGGUUCAGUAUCAUUAUAAGUGAUAUUGCUUAUGACCGAAUAAUAUGAAGUCAGAACUGAGAAAUCUAAAUUUCCAUCAUUUACAUCUGUUCUCUAAAUUUCACUACAUAUUAAUGCAAAGAGUUCACAAAUUGCUUUUUCCUUCUGUCAUCAUUGAUGUAGAUUCAUUUUUUUCGUUUUUUAGGAUAAAAUCAAAGCUCAAUAUCUUUUAUAUCUGCGCGAUCACCCAGAGAUACAUGAUAUGAUUUCUGACUUUAUUAAAUCAUUAUUAUUUCAUAAACCAGAUGAGGUAGUGAAAUACGCUUCAGAAUACUUCAAGAGUUUUUCAGCUCGCGCGUUACCGAGUAGAAUAUUUUCUGUUAAAACUGUAUAAGUGUAAUUACUUUCUAUCAGGACAUAUGUUUUUUAUUUUAUUUUUAUUCUUCAGACGUGUUUAGACCGUUUAUUUUUUCCUUAUUUACUUGAAUAUCAGGUUUCCCAUCUUCGUUCUCACCCAGUGUCCUUUAGUAACUGCAUAAUUAAUUUCUGAAGAAAUAUAUUAUUUUGGUUGUUUGCCUUGACAAUGUAGGUGUGAUAACCUAGGAAUUCUUUUAAAUAAGUUUCAGAAAUAUCAUCAGAUCCAC